GAAAGGAUCCUGUAUGGUGCCCCUCGAUAAUGCUGGACAGGUGAGAACCGGGACUAAUAUAGGCUCUGAAAAUCACAUUUCCAGGGCGAAUUGAUAGCUGAUAUUUGACAUUUUAUACUGUGAGUGAAAUAGUUAUGUGUGGUCACGUGAAUAACUUGGAUAUACAAUUACAAAGAUUACUGCAGCAUUAUCCAGAAGGGAUUCCUCAAUCUGUGAGUCAGCGUUUACAGAAAAUAAUCAUAUCAAAUGUACAGUCUCCAACCAGUAAUUCCACAAUUACAAAAAACGACACAGAAGCAACGGGUCCGGGUCAUAAAGGAAUAUCCGUACAUCUUGUUGUAAACAAUACUAAAAUCAACAAAACAAUGGAGAAGUCAGUGUCAGGAGAAUCAAAAUCAAUUCCUCUGCCGUCAACGAAUGUUGCAACAAACCUGACAAUGACAAGAAAUGAGGUUCAGGCAUUGAGCAACAUUAAAACCAAUUUUACGAAUCACAACGAGGAAAAGAACAACAACACAGACCGAAACUCUCAAUAUGGCGAGACAGAAUAUCAAACAGAAAGCAAGUCGAAUAUCACUAAAAAGUCACUGAAUCUCAAACACAAAAUACAAAAAGUUGUUGUUGAUCACGUUAAUAAACACGGAAACCCUGCGGAGAAACCUGUGAAGGCAGAGAAAAAACCCACCGUAACAACCAGUAGCAAUUCUCAUAAAUCAAAACAGGUUCCACACCACAAACCAAAGUUCACGACAUUACAUCAACAGAAAAUAAAAGAUAAUAAAGAUAAAAAUAAACUCGUGUCACACAUGGGAACACACCCUAUAUCGCCAGUAGCCAAAGUAAGUAAUGGUUUGUCAGAGCUAAAACAAAUCCCGGUAACAAAGAAACAGCAGCAUCCAUCAUCAUUGCACCACGGUAAUAGUAAUUUAAAUCAUAAAGCAAAUUCGAGCAAGAGAAGGAAAAGCAGUGUAAUUUCACUACCUCAAAGUCAUACUUCGAGUUUUGCACGAAGAAAUCAUCAAGGAAAAGACCGAUCAAAGAAACAUUUAAAGCAGAACCAAAAUAACUUUCCCAUGUCACGCAUGUCCAUUCCCAGAAAAGGUGUUGCCAUUGCAGACACAAAAACCAAAGAAAAGGAGAUGUCUACUUCAAUAUUUUCCUUUAGUUCCCCAAGGUUAUUCAAUCAGAAAGUACUGAAGUCGCGCACACCAAUUCUCCCUUUCAAUAUUCGUCAAACUAAAAAGAAAUUUUCUUUGAUGCCGACUGAAAAUCAAUUAUCUCGUCCUAAAGAUUCCUUAAAUGUUCCUAUCUACCGAAAAAAAGGUUCAAUGGUCCAACCGACAACUCAUUCCCCAAAUUCGUGGAAAAGACCUGUUCCUGAAAGACAGUUUCCCUGGGAAAAUAUACCGAAUAAACACAUGGGGGUAACGCCAUCUCCAAAUACUCUAUAUGAUCAAAAUAAUGUUCAACCCACUGCACCAAAUAAUUAUUAUUAUGACAAUUUCAAUUUUCAAGAGACUGUUCACAUUGAUGGACCGUAUCCACAGAAUGCUCUCGUCAAACCACUGGGUGCAUCUCCUAUAAACAGACAACAAACGUGGCAGGAUCCGUUUUCCGCUAGCGCAACUGAUCGAACGCCAUUUGAAAACCAACGGAAACCCGAGAGAUUGGUUAUAAAUUUUCAAGGAUCCAAUAAGCUUGGUAAAUCAAAGUCACUGACCGGAUCAAAUAAAAACGUUCGUAAAGAAGUGAUAAACAGCCAUUCACGCAAAGUAGGUAUUGGUGAUACACCCCAAUCACCCCAACAGUGGUCAUCUCAACCAAGCGUCGUAUACUCUAACUCACAGGACGGUACCCAAAAUACAAAGUGGAACAACAGACAACGAUCUUCGUGGCAAAGGAUGCAAGUUGACAAACAGUCACCCUCUCAACAGGGAUCAUCUCAAUCAAGUGUUGUCUAUUCGAAAUUUCAAGACAGUCCACAGCAGCAGAACCGGAAUGAAAUCAACCAAAGGUCAGCGUUGGGAAAACCUAGGAACGUACAAGAUCAAAGAUUUAACGAAAAAUCUGGAAGAAAUGGUGUUUUUACAUACACUACAACCGUAUCUCCACCAUUCUAUCCAAACCCAUCUCCAUCUACUAGUAUGUUUACAUCAUCAAGUUCAAGAAGAAGACCCCAACUAGAUUCCCAAACAAACACGCACACAUUUUCACAAGGCACUAUGGAAAUCGGACAGAAUCCCUCAGGAUGGAAUGAUUUUAAAACACCUGUUCCUGAUAAAAAGGCAUCGAUGACACAUUCCAAACCUAGAGAUACACCCUUCCAUGGUCUACAAGUUAACAAGGUUUCUUCAUUGGACAUAACAAUUUCUCCCAAUUUCUUAUACAAUCAGGAACAAACAUCACCGUAUCCCAGACAGGUUUCUCAACAACAAGGAUAUUCAAAACCACAACGAAACCCGAGUGACAUUACCUAUAAUCACCAGGAAAUCCCAAAAGUGGCACCAUGGCCCUCUGCUUCUACGCCUUCACAGACACAGACUGUAGUACCAACAACUUAUCGUAAUGAAUUUUCAAGACAAGAUUCGUUUGCUACGGAGACACCAAACGGGUGGUCAAUGGUUGGCUCUUUGAAUAAAAUCCAGAAUAUCUACGGUACCACAACACCAUCGCCUAUUUUGCAGCAAGGAAACAACCAAGAACUACGAUAUCAAAACACUCAACAACGUCAAAACACGAAUGUCUUAGAUUAUCAACAUAUCAACAGACAAAAUGAAAUUCAGCAACAACCUCAACAACACGUUCCAUUCAAACAGCCUCAGUUAAAACAAGGUUUUCAAUCGUCACAACAAUAUUACCCCGAUUUCCAAAAGGAAACCAAUCAACAACAGCAAAAUUCGUUCUCUAGCCAAGGAAACCAUCAACAGAAUUCUUUCCAAAAUCAACAACAAAAACCGCUCCAAAUACUCAGCGGGAAAAUGAAUCAACAGAACGAAAUUCCGUCUCCACUUCAACACCAACAAUCAAACCAACAACAAAGUGAGUUAUUUGGUAUUCAGAAGAAAACAUUCUCAAAUCAACAACUGCAACAAACAAGUCAAAAUCAAAAUGAGAACUUUAGUCAACAACGACAAAAUUCGUUUCCGAAUCAACAAAACUCUAAUCAACAGCAAAUCGGAAAAAUCAGCAAUCAAUACAAAAAUUCACCCCCAAUUCAACAACAAACAAUUAAACAAAUCGGUCUAAAACAAAACCAAUCUUUGCCUUCGAAUCAACAAAAUGGAAAAUUUGAUAAUUCUUUUCAAAAUCAACGACAGCCAAAUCUACAACAAAAUGAGAAUUUCGGUCAGAAACAAUUAAACCAUCAGCAAAAUGGUCCAAUUUUUCAACGACCACAACAGCAAAACCAGCCGCAAAAUGGAAAAAUGGGCGAGCAGCAGCAAAACUCCUUCGGAAAUCGGCAACAUCAACAGCAGCAAAAUUCUUUCUCAAAUCAACAACAGCAACAAACAAGCCAACAACAAACAGUGCUAAUGAAUCAACAGCGGCAGAAUUCGUUCGAAAAACAACAACAAUCAAACGUACAGCAAAAUACACAAAACUCAAUCAAGAAUCAACAACCACCACCGUUGCGGCAGCGGCAACAACAGAGAAAAAACAGGUUCAAUCAAAUUCAGCGAAGACCACCUAUUCAACAACAGGGAUUCCAGCAACAGAAUAAGCAGCAGAGGUUUCCCCAAAAACCACCAAAUAACGCUAAAAGAUUUGCACCAAAUCAGGGACCCUUCAAGCGUCGGAGAGCCAAAAAAAUUCCAGCACCGGCUUAUCUGACAUUCGGUGUAUACUACUCGGAUGGAUCGACAACAGAAGAAGAGCACCAGUUGGCGGGAAAACUAGUUCACACCAUCACAAGAUACAACGCCGAAAAAGUCGAAAGUAUUUCCGAUUACCUAACGAUGGAUCACGAAUGGAGCACAUUUGGAUUGGUAUCUCAAGGCAGUAAUCAUGACACGUGCUAUGUUGGAAAAAUACAAGCUGACAUCAUGCAAUCAUAUGAAAAUAUUGUGAACAAAACAAGGGUUUCCGACAUUCCAUUUAUCGAAGCAGAAAAUAAGAACUUUGUUUACCAAGAACUCAGGCAAAUUGAUUACAAUGAGGCUGUCAAUGAAGUCGGAGGAUUUGUAGCGGAUUCUUGUGGACAUAGGGCCAAUAUAUUCCUAGUGGCGAGAUCUCGUCACGGACAGUUUAGAGUCGGCAGGAAGGUUAUUCCAUCCGCAGCCUGUUUAUACGGACCACCUCAGAAAGCUGGGAAUAACGCCCCUAUGAAAUGUUAUAUGGGAAAUUGUAAAGGGAAUCACAGUUGCAAUGCUGAAUAUAACAUCUGUUGUCCAAGAAGACCACAAAAUACAAGAUGUCGAAAAAUGUCUAUUGGAAAGUUUUGUGUGAUGCAUGCGCAGUACGGUUACUACCCACGAUGAGAAACGUUAAAUAGUUUUUAAGAGUGUAGCGAG
Messenger RNA from Ostrea edulis (European flat oyster), 4511 nucleotides. RefSeq names its product probable serine/threonine-protein kinase yakA. The record is from RefSeq and is a predicted model, not a curated record. The coding region runs from base 135 to 4478 and encodes 1447 amino acids. Lineage: Eukaryota; Metazoa; Mollusca; Bivalvia; Ostreida; Ostreidae. The transcript has 7 exons.